This is a messenger RNA of Funneliformis caledonium, 864 nucleotides long. Lineage: Eukaryota; Fungi; Glomeromycota; Glomeromycetes; Glomerales; Glomeraceae. The record is from the annotation of a GenBank genome assembly.
AUGAAAACUAAAAGCAAUGAAUAUUCAGACGUGUUGGAUUCGAUUGAUGAUCAAAAAUAUGCCAAUACUGAUGAGCCACCAUAUUUAUUAGAUGAAAAACAAAAACAAAAGAAUACUGAUUCUGACUCAAAUUAUACGCCUAGUACAUCUUGUAAAUCUGAUGAUACAUAUGUUGAGGAAAAACAUCUUAAACGAUAUCUUUCUCUUACUACUAAUCAAAAAAAUCUCUUAACCUCUAUUACCAUUCAAGAUCAUCAAGAAAAAGAGUAUGAACAACAAUCCCAAUAUAUUGCCGAUAAAGAUAUUGCCGAUAGAGAUAUUGCCGAUGAAGAUAUUGCCAAUAGAGAUAUUGCCGAUAAAGAUAUUGCCGAUAGAGAUAUUGCUAAUAAAAAUAUUGUUGGUAGAGAUAUUACCGAUAGAGAUCCUAUAAUGGAUAUCCGUCAAAACUCGACAUCUUCUUUUUCCUUAUCACAAACAUCAAUUUUAACAAUACCAAUUGUUCAUCUGGUUAAUGAUGAUGCUACAACUGGAAUGCUUACAGAUUUAGUAAAUGAAACCAAGAUCUUAUUCUUAAGAACUCGUGAUCCUUCACAUUCAGCCCAGCUCCAAUUGGUAAUGGCAUAUAGCGAGAAUUACAUUCAUAAUAAUUCAAUCACUCUCGAUAAUAUACCAACAAUCGAAAAUUUGAAGUUAUAUGUUGAUGAAACAUGUAUAUAUCAAUGUUUCAAAACUUCAAUGAUACAAAUCUAUAUGAACAACAUCUUAAAAUGUUCUAUCGAUCCACAUCUUAGUAAUGCAUCAGCCCUAAAUGAAGUUAAAUCUCUCGAUUAUAUAACAAGUCAAAGAAGCAAGGCAUCAUCUUAG